Centrocercus urophasianus (Greater sage-grouse) is the source of this 4887-nucleotide messenger RNA. RefSeq names its product round spermatid basic protein 1 like (gene RSBN1L). The transcript is spliced from 8 exons. The record is from RefSeq and is a predicted model, not a curated record. Gene Ontology annotation, cellular component: nucleus. Bases 24 to 2558 code for a protein of 844 amino acids. NCBI's taxonomy places the organism in Eukaryota, Metazoa, Chordata, Aves, Galliformes, Phasianidae.
GUAAAUAGAAGCAGGAGCGCAAAAUGGCGGAGCCGCCGAGCUCCGGUCGUGGCGCGGCGUCGCCGGAGCGAGAGUCGUUCUGCGUCAGGCCGGGCCCGGACGCGAAAGCCUCCCGCGGGUCGCAGCCAGCCUCCAAGAAGCUGAAGGGAGCCGACGAGAGGGGCCCAAAGGGCACCAAGCGCGUCAACGGCGAAGGGGGCGGCGGCGGGAGCGGCAAGCAGCAGCAGCAGCAGCAGCAGCCGCUGCCCGCGGCGGUGCCGACCUACAGCAACCCCGCGGCGUGGGGCUUCGCCGCGCUGCCGCCAGGGCCCUCUGUCAGCGCGGCCGGCUUCGCUUUCCCCUCGCCGCUGCCCCGGAAGCUGCUGCCGCCCGCCCUGCUGCUGCCGUCCGCCGCCUCUCCCUCCCCGUCCUGCCCGCAGCACCGCCACCAUCGGCACCGCCCGGCUCCGGCCGGAGAGGCCGCCAAGCCCAAGAGGCCGAAGGAGAAGCGAGACAAGGAGAGGAGGAAGCACGGAGCGCUGCCCGCGCUCGGAGAUGGCGGCGGGGCCCUGAGCGCGGCGGGCCGGGAAGAGAACGGCGAGGUGAAGCUGCUGCUGCAGAAAGCUCAAAUCAAAGAGAAGAUGAAAGAAAGGGAAAAGAAACAAAAAGAGAAGAAGAAGCACAAAAUAAUGAAUGAAAUAAAGAAAGAAAAUGGAGAAAUCAAGUUACUGCAGAAAGCUGGGAAGGAGAAACCAAAAAUGAACGCAGAAGAGCUACAGAUAAAAAAGGUUAAGAAGAAAAAGAAAAAGAAACAUAAAGAGAAUGAGAAGAGGAAGCGUCCAAAAAUGUACAGCAAAUCCAUUCAGACUAUCUGCUCAGGACUGGUUUCUGAUGUUGAGGAUCAGGAAGCCAAAGGCAUCAUAGAUGAUCAUCUUAAGGAUUUCAAUGGGAAAAAUAUGGAUCCCAAGAAGGACUGUGAGUCCAAGAUACCAGAGAACAGUGAGUUUCCAUUUGUCUCGUUAAAGGAGCCACGGGUUCAAAAUAAACUCAAAAGGUUGGACACAUUGGAGUUCAAACAGCUGAUUCAUAUUGAGCACCAGCCUAACGGAGGUGCAUCAGUUAUCCAUGCCUACAGUAAUGAACUCUCCCACUUAUCUCCUGUGGAGAUGGAGAGAUUUGCAGAAGAGUUUGUGGGUCUGGUUUUUAGUGAAAAUGAAAACUGUGCAGCUUACUAUGUAAUGGGUAUUGUUCAUGGGGCAGCUACAUAUUUACCUGACUUUUUAGACUACUUUUCAUUUAAUUUUCCCAAUUCACCAGUGAAAAUGGAGAUUUUGGGAAAGAAAGAUAUAGAGACAACGACUAUGUCAAAUUUUCAUGCUCAGGUAAAAAGAACAUACUCUCAUGGUACGUAUAGAGCUGGCCCAAUGAGACAGAUCAGCCUGGUUGGAGCAGUUGAUGAGGAAGUGGGGGAUUACUUUCCUGAAUUCCUUGAUAUGUUGGAAGAAUCACCCUUCUUAAAAUGUACGCUGCCAUGGGGAACACUUUCUAGUUUAAAAUUAGAGAGUCGUAAAGACAGCGAUGAUGGUCCCAUUAUGUGGGUACGUCCAGGAGAGCAGAUGAUCCCUGUGGCUGACAUGCCAAAGUCACCUUUCAAAAGGAAGAGAACUACCAAUGAAAUAAAAAACUUGCAGUACCUACCUCGAACCAGUGAACCACGUGAAAUGCUAUUUGAAGACCGGACACGAGCCCAUGCAGAUCACAUAGGACAAGGUUUUGAACGACAGACUACAGCUGCUGUGGGAGUGUUGAAGGCUGUGCACUGUGGAGAGUGGUCUGAGCAGCCUCGUAUAACCAAAGAUGUAAUUUGUUUUCAUGCUGAGGAUUUCUUAGAGGUAGUUCAGCGCAUGCAGUUGGACUUGCAUGAGCCUCCACUCUCACAGUGUGUCCAGUGGGUUGACGAUGCAAAACUGAAUCAGCUGCGAAGGGAAGGCAUUCGAUAUGCCAGAAUUCAGUUGUUUGAUAAUGACAUCUAUUUUAUCCCGAGGAAUGUUGUGCACCAGUUCAAAACAGUUUCAGCGGUGUGCAGCUUGGCGUGGCACAUCCGGCUCAAGCUGUAUCAUUCCGAAGAAGAAGCUUCUCAAAACGCAAGCACUCUCGAAGCAGGGACCUCUGCAGACCCCAAGUCUUCGGUUAUGGGACUUCAGACUGACAGCAGGAUUUGUACAAUAAGCAGAAAUACCUCCGAAGACGCCAAACUUUCAGACGUUCUGCAGCAGGAAUUUGUGCCGAUAAAACAUGAACCUAUUGCAUCUCACCGAAUUAAAGAAGAACCCAUGAAUGUUGAUCUUGCUGAAAAGACUGUGGCGCCCCAUGACAGCAGGGGCCAGAAUGUUCAGACUAGAUUGGAUCAGGUUGAAUUGACGGCGUUUAAGUUGGAAACGGGUUCCAAAUUUGAGCCUGGCAGCAAGGACUUACAAGGCAAGUUGUGCCCCGGCAGUCACGUACAUCCGGAUGAUACGAGACAACAUAGUUCAUAUCCAAAACUGCAUGGACAAAGAGAGGAUGAUUUUUUGUGCUAAAUUUGUAUAUAUUGUUUUAAAUUCCUUUUUAAACUUAAUGAUGUAAUAAUGUAAAGAUUCAUAAGUUCUGUGAGGCAAGUUUGUGACUUGCCUUCGCAUCUGUUACAGAAGAUAGUUAUGUAGCUUUGUAACAUUCCUCAGUGCCUGUCCAUAACUGUGAAGUAUCAAAGCACUUAGGGCCAGAUGCACUGUAAACACUGCAGGUUUAACAUAAAGAAGUCUUUAAAUAAUUUUGAGUUGUAGGUUUUAGAGUAGAGCUGACAUUUAACAUAUAUAUUUUUUGUAAGAUGAGCCAGAAUUCUUUUUGACAAUUCCAGGCUUUUCCAUAGAGCUUAUUUAUACCAAUUUUUUCAUUUUAAAUGUGUCAGCACUGUAGUGUAAAUAUCUUUUUUAAAAAUCUUUUUAGUGUGAUUUAUACUGAAACGUGAGCCACUUAAUAAAGGUUCAUAAUAACAGAUUGGUUUUAUUUUUGGGUCUGCAAAAAAUAAUUCAGUUAAACUGCCUCUGUCAAUGGUCCUGUUUCUGCCUGCACUAAGGCAUAGGAUGCUCUCACUCCGUUGCGGAGCGAGGAGCUGCAGCAAACUGAGGUAGAGCAGAGGCAUUCUUUGUCAGCCAAGACUAAGUCAGAAUGCAAAAUCAGCCCUCCCUGCACAGCUGCUCAUUAAAGGCGCUCUCCGAAUCCUGUCAUCAGUUGUUGAUGUGGAACAGAGACAAACGUUACCCGCAGCCUUUCUGUGCCAGGAGGUUGGGCACCAGUGGGCUCCAGGAGCGCUGCCGGCGUCUGUGUAGCUGAGCUGGGCAGGGUGGCAAACUCCUUUUGUGCUCAUCUUCUACCCCUGCGCAGCCACAAUUCAUAUAUUGCUUUCCACGUUUUAAAAACAAAGCUCAUAUCAGUUAUCUGACUAAAUUAGAACAAAGAAUGUUUUUAAAUGGUUACUCAAACUGAAGCCAAUAUAGCUUGAGUGGCGGCCUGACGCUCACAGAGGCAAAUUUGGAUUAAGAUUGCUCCAUGUGCUGAUAGUGCAAGGCAGUACAGACAGACUGGCCAGUGUGUCUGGUAGGAAGAUUCCUCGAGUCCCAGGUUAGAAGUAACAAUUUCUUCAUCAGGAAAAUGAUAGCAGUUUCCAAGUUUGACUGUUCACCUCUUUCUACUCUGUGGAACUCUGUAGUUUUCCCAACCUGUGUUCUGAGAGAAGAGGUUACAAGGCUAGCUGGCGUCUGAUGUGGUAAUGGCAAACACUGUAAUUUAACUUAUUUGUGUGUAACGUGUUGCUGUGUGGUACAAACACAUCUGAACGCUGUUUCUUUUUCAGGUAGCUACAAACAGCAGUAACCUGCCCUACAGCCUGUCCUUCAACUAAAUAUUUAAAACUUGAGAUUCUAGGCCUGUUGUUAUUUUUGAAGCCCUAAAGUCUCCAGGUUCUGGGGGGCAAUUUUUUUUCCUAGGGCUUCUUGAAAAUUACACGUCCUUACAGGCACAAAUCAAGACCUUUGAUAUGCUUAGUGAUCACUUUGGCUUCAAUUGUAGCAAUAGAACAAUGUGUUGUUUUCUUUCCCAGGUGUUGUCUAGUUCAGCUACCCGAGGGCCUUUUGGUGCAAAUGUUUCUUGCUCCUAGGUUGUUAAAAUUGUUACUUUGUACUUAUGCCUGGCACUGAAAUCAGCCAUUUACCUGUCCUGUGCCCUAAUGUGUUUAAAUCUACAAUAGGUCUGUUGAGGAAUUAUUAAUUAAAUCAGCAUUUGAAUUGCUAAAUGUUACUCUUACGUAGCCAUAAUUAUGUAUUAGAGAAGCAAUAGAAUCAUGAAUCUCUUGGAUGUGGCGAAAUCUAAUUGCUGUUUUCAUGACUUCUGGUUAAGAGAUGACUACCAGUUUUGCAGCCUCAGGGAUCUCGCUUCCCCCCGCUCCAUAAGCGAAUGGCUCAUGUGUGACGCGGUAAGUUACCACUCCAGCAUACUGGGAUUCGAGGUGUUAAUUGGUUCAUGUAAGGAUUUGAGCCUUUGCGAUAGAAACGUGCUCUCAGCUCCCAUUGGACAAUCUGGAAUUUUCCACCCAUAAUCUCCUGGCCUUGCAAACACGCCGUUCUGUAGCCUUCCAUUCCUUCUCUUUGUGUCAGCCAUCAGAGAGCAGGGAGGAGCUGCAGGUCGUAGCUUCUACCCAGCACGCAGCUUUUCACAUCCAUUAGUAGACAGCUCCAGCUUUAUGAGAACCAGCCAGCCUUGACAGAUGCAGCUUUUUUUUACAUUUUUUCCCCUUUGAAUCUCAGUUGUGUUCUGUUGAUCCAUAUGCUGAGCAUUCAAUUUUUUUCCUGUUGGAUUUCAGUGAAAUUUAUA